AUCCAAACACCGAGCAGAAAAUGGUCUUAAAGAACAUUACCAUUCAUAACCAGUGUCUAGAAUGACUUUUACUUUGGCUAAUUAAUUUAUUGCCUGCAUUGAUCUCAAGAUUAGUUCUUUAGAAAAAUACACUGUAUUUCCCAGAUGGCCUAGCCCCAGAUUUGUACAAAAGAAACUCCAAAUGUUCAUUAAAAAAAUAAAUAUAUAUACAAUAAAUUCAGCUUCACCUAAUUAUGUAAAGAAUAUGAGCUGCUAACUCAUUCCCUCAUCUUCUAAAACCAGAUUGCACUGUAAAAUGGAAAGUAAUCACAUGAGUGUAUCUCCUCCCAUUUGAACUUUGGAAACCCUCUGCCGUGGCGUUCCCAACAUGAGUAGUCAUUCUUUCUGUUCUACACCACGUCUGCCUCUCAAACUGUGCUCUUCAGACUCUGUAUUACAAGAGCGAUGCUGCUGUUAUGGAUAGGACUAUCUCUCACAUGGUCUGGCACAAUCGGGUUUACGAUCCACAGCAUGAAGGCAGGUCUGUGUCUAGAGGACUCGUCUGAAGGAGUUGUUAAGUUAAGGUCAUGCAGUCUAGACUCUGUCCUGCAGCAGUGGAAGUGGACAGAUCACUGGUUCCUGGUAAACACAGGCACCCUGAGGUGUCUUUCUGCCAUCCACACUGACCCAGUCCAGACUAUCGCUUGUGAUUCUGGUGAACAUGUCAAAUGGCAUUGCAAAGCUCAACAGCUCAUCAGUCUGCAAAACUCUCUGGUAUUGAGCAAUGAGGGAGGAAAACUCAGACUGAACGCAGGUCAACAUGACACCUGGAAAUCUCUGGAUGCAGGUGACAUCUGCCAGAAUAAACUGAGAUCCAGAAGAGAAAGUGAUUUAGAGGCCGAUGAGUUUGACUUUGCUGAAGGGCCGCCUAAACAAGGAAUGACAGAGGCACAAAUGAAGUUUUUACAGUGGUAUUACCGCACAGAGGACCCAACAUCGUGGAAGUUUGGCAUGCUAGCAUUUGCGUCUCUGGGUAUUCUGAUUGGUGCGAUGCUGUUAGUCAUGGGCAUGAUGGCUAAUAGGAACAGGAAGCGAAUAGCCAAAUACAAAGCAGCCUCAAAAGCCACAGCGGUGGAACCUGAAAUGGAGGAACUGCAGGCCAUCGUCACUGAUAAGGUCACAGAGGUCAAGGAGGAAAAAAAACAUUUUACCCCAUCUGAACCAAUUACUACACAUAACUGCCAUAGGGAAUGGGAUUGGGAAGAUAGCAAAGCCUCAGAGGGACUGAAGCCCGGAGAAAUUGUGGUGACCUGGAAGGACGGGAAUGUGUCUACUCUGUAUCCUGAACCUGCGGAGGAAGGACAAGGGGAAGAGGACGUCCACAACACAAAUGCAGAGUCUCUGUCACAAAACUCCUCCCAAGUAAUAGCUUCAUCUGAGACAACUGCAUUAUAAGUCCUAUUGUUUGUGAUCAUUUUAACACUUUAUUCAAGAUGGCAUCGGAUUGGUUGAUAGACUGUUGUAGAGUCAACCCAGGACUGUGACCACACCCACGUGAUUCAAUUUAGCGGUCAAUCAAAAUAUAUAUUUUUUCUUUUACAUUGGCAGCCAAAAAUGUUUAAAUGUUUUAAAAGAAAUUACAUAGCGAACAGUUAUUUUAAAUGCUUAUAAUAUUACUGCUGUACUGUAUUUUGUUUUAAUAAAUGGUGCGCAUUAGA
Carassius carassius (crucian carp) is the source of this 1697-nucleotide messenger RNA. RefSeq lists its product as uncharacterized. NCBI's taxonomy places the organism in Eukaryota, Metazoa, Chordata, Actinopteri, Cypriniformes, Cyprinidae. The record is from RefSeq and is a predicted model, not a curated record. Gene Ontology annotation, molecular function: transmembrane transporter activity; protein heterodimerization activity. The coding region runs from base 445 to 1434 and encodes 329 amino acids. Gene Ontology annotation, cellular component: plasma membrane. Gene Ontology annotation, biological process: bile acid and bile salt transport. The transcript is spliced from 6 exons.